Dermatophagoides farinae (American house dust mite) is the source of this 2419-nucleotide messenger RNA. The record is from RefSeq and is a predicted model, not a curated record. NCBI's taxonomy places the organism in Eukaryota, Metazoa, Arthropoda, Arachnida, Sarcoptiformes, Pyroglyphidae.
UGAAUCAAGUUCAUCAUCAUCAUCAUCAUCAUCAUCAUCAUCGUCAUCAUCAUCGCAACAUUCAGAUUCUGAAUCAAGCGAUAUUGUAACAACUUCAUCGGAUAGUUCAGAUUUUCAACUUAUUUGUCCUAAUAAUUCACAAAAUUUUAAUUGGCCAUUGGAAACGAAACGCCAAAAUCAUCAACAGCAGCAACAACAACAGCAUAGAGUUUGUUUUAUGGAUCAAAUUGAUCAACAACAUUGUUCACAUAAACAUAAAGAAGAACAACAAUUGACCAUCAACGGCGAUCUUCUGCGAACAAGAACAACAACAUCAACAUCGGAGACAGCUACGUCUACGAGAACAGAACAAGAUCAUCAUCAACAACAACAACAACAGCAGCAGCAACAACAACAACAAAAAUUGAUCAACAAAAUGGAUUCAUCAACAACAGGCGAACAUCAUCCGUAUUCAUCAUCACCGGAGGAGGUCGCCAUACUUUCAUCAUCCACAUCGACAUCAUCGAUUUCAUCGCUUGGCUCAUUGACAGAUAAUUUUAAUAAUCAUAAAAAAUUAUCAUUUAAAGCAGCAGGUAAAUCGGUUAGCUUUGAAAACGACAAUGGUCAACAUCAUCGAUCGGAUCAUGUGAUGCAAAAAUCUUCUUUCUAUCUAACGCCAAAUCCGCAUCGAGAAGACUCGGGAAUUUUCGCUUCAGAUGAUACAUCAUCCACAUCUGAAUUUUCACAAUCACCAAGUCCCGAUUUAUUAGCCAGACCGUCUACUGAAAAGAUUUCUGAUGUUGAUUCGAUUAAUGAAAAUCAUCAACAACAACAAUGUAUGACGCACAACAAUCAAAACAAACAAAUGGCUGUGAAUAAUAAUAAUAAUAAUGGAAAUCAGCAACUUUCAUUGUCUCGAUCAUCAUCGGCACCAUGUGAAACUGAGGUUCCAUUGAAAACGAUUCUCGCUGAACAACAACAACAACAAGGUGAAUCGUCACUAAAAGCAAAUUCAUCAUUAUUAUCACGUGAUUCUUUCAUAACGGCACGUCGUCAUCAAAAUGUCUGCAAACUAAAAGGUUUGAUUAUUCCAGAAGCGAUUACCGAUGGACUAGAUGAAUGUGAUUCGAUUUCAACACCAGAUGAUCGAAUCGAAAUUGAUUUGCCAACAAUAAUUAGUGAAGAAAUUCUCAAGAUUGAAGAACUGGAUAGAAAUAAAUCAUUGAAAAUGAAUCAAAUGAAUAAAUCACCCAGUGAAAAUAUUCAACCAAUCGAAAUAAUACCACUAAAACCGGCAAAUGUUGGUGUGCCAAAAUAUUCACCAAUGUUCAAACGAAGAGUGUUUUCUUUGCCUGUUAAUAAUUAUCUUACGAAUGAAAAAAUGGAACAAAAUAUUGAUUCCAGAGCUGUUAAAAUUGGUCCAAAUAUACCACCGAAACCAAGACUGAAUAACAAGACGACGAAACCAGUGAAAAUGAAUUGUCCACCACCGUUGCCUCCUAAACAGAAAGAAAGAAGUGAUUUAUCGGAUUCUUUUCCAGUUCAAAACAUUGAAUCUGAACAUGAGAAUAAAAACGAACAAAAUCGAGAUGAACCUAAACAAAAGAAUAUGAAUGAAUUUGUCAUUUAUCAGAAACAACAUUCAAUGAGAGCUAUUAUAUUUCAUUUAAAUGAUUUGAAUCUUAAUGAUGAAAAAGAAUAUCUACAACAUCUUGGAUUCACAAUUAAAGGUGGAUUCGAUUCUGAUUCGGACAAUGUUACGGUGGAAAGUAUUGAUCCGAAUGGUAUGGCUGCUCAAGAUGGCCGCCUUCAAAAAGGUGAUAGAAUCAUUUCGAUUAAUGGUAAACGUUUGGCUGGAAUGACUCACAAUAAAAUCAUUGAUCUGCUCAAGACUUCUUGUUUGAGUGAAAAAGUUGUUCUUGUUUGUACCAGACCACAUGAAUCAAAUAAAAAUGAAAUGAAUGAUGAUCAUUCUUCUUUGCCAUCAUUGCGAUCAUAUCAUGGUGAAAGUAUUGAAACAUCAAAAUCAUCUACAACAAUAGAAUCAUCAUCAAAUAAAGAUGCUAAUAACAACAACAAUUUCAAAAUGAUUCAAGCUGAUAUCACAAAAGACGUAACUGGUCUUGGAUUUAUGAUUGAAGGUGGUAAAAAUUCAUCAUUUGGUGAUCUUCCAAUAUCGAUUAAACGAAUCUAUAGAGGUGGAGCAAUCGAUAAAGAAGGUACACUUAUGGAAGGUGAUGAAUUAUUAUUUGUUAAUAAUCAUCCAAUGGAAAAAAUGACAAAAUCUGAUGCUUGGAAUUUUCUAAAACAAUUACCUGAUGGUUUAGUAUCGAUGGUUGUUAGACGAAAAAUGUUUCUAUGAUGAUCCAUCAUCAUCAUCAUCAUCACCAAUUAAUAAUUGAAUCAAACUGUGAUAAUUUUACAAAUGAAAUCAAAUUGC